This is a messenger RNA of Vigna radiata var. radiata (mung bean), 1381 nucleotides long. RefSeq names its product lipid phosphate phosphatase 2. Gene Ontology annotation, molecular function: phosphatidate phosphatase activity. The transcript is spliced from 9 exons. NCBI's taxonomy places the organism in Eukaryota, Viridiplantae, Streptophyta, Magnoliopsida, Fabales, Fabaceae. Gene Ontology annotation, biological process: phospholipid metabolic process. The record is from RefSeq and is a predicted model, not a curated record. The coding region runs from base 171 to 1187 and encodes 338 amino acids.
UUUUAGUAGAAAAUCAAAUUUUCAGAAGAGGAAAAAUCAAAUUUCUUGAGAAGAGGAAAAGGAGUUAGUUACCUGGGAUCUACAAUUUGGAUUUAACAGGAACUGCUCCUUAACAGCACCCGCCAUUUCAUUUCAAAGCGUUUAGUGCUGCUGUGUGUAAAUUCUCUACUAUGGCGUCGGCUUCGCAGGGUUUCUCUCCUUUUCAAAGGUUUUGGGCGUUAUUUCAGGGAGGGAUGAGGCUGCCGGUUGAUCCCUCGGCUCAUACUAUCAAGUCCCAUGGAGCCGCACUUGCAAGAAAUCACGUUCGUGAUUGGCUUAUUUUGUUGCUUCUUAUAGUGAUAGAGGUUGUCCUUUUUGUCAUCAAACCAUUUUAUCGCUUUGUGGGAAGGGAUAUGAUGGAAGACCUUAAAUAUCCUAUGAAAGAAAACACGGUGCCAGUUUGGGCUGUUCCUUUAUAUGCGGUUCUGUUGCCAAUGGCUGUUUUCCUUCUAUUUUAUAUGCGCAGGAGAGAUGUAUACGAUUUACAUCACAGUGUUUUAGGCUUGUUAUUUGCAGCUCUGAUCACUGGGGUCUUAACCGAUGCUAUAAAAAAUGCAGUUGGCCGGCCUCGGCCAGACUUCUUUUGGCGUUGCUUUCCCGAUGGAGUGGAGAAUUAUGAUAAAUGGGGAGAUGUGGUAUGUCAUGGCAAGGAGAGCGAUAUAAAAGAAGGACACAAAAGUUUCCCAAGCGGUCAUACAUCAUGGUCCUUUGCAGGUCUAGGUUUUCUUUCUCUGUACCUGUCGGGAAAGAUUAAAGCUUUUGAUCAAAAAGGGCACAUAGCAAAAUUGUGCAUUGUUUUUCUUCCUCUUCUUACUGCUUGCAUGGUUGGAAUCUCACGAGUGGAUGACUAUUGGCAUCAUUGGCAAGAUGUGUUUGCAGGAGGACUUCUGGGGUUAGUUGUGGCAACCUUUUGCUAUAUGCAGUUCUUCCCUGCUCCCUAUAGUAAUGAAGGAUGGGGUCCAUAUGCAUAUUUCCGAGCAAUGGAGGAAUCACGAGGCAACAAUGGAAACACGGACAGGGAGUCGCCGGUUGUGCAGGCGAUGGAGGAAGGUGUUACGAAUCAAGAACCAAGGAGAAAUGGUGAUACCUUUACACCUUACCCUUUUCGUAGCCCAACCUUGGAAGCCAUGGAAAUGGAACACAAGUAAUCUUAUAGCAGUCAUCUCUUCCCCUAAUCUUCUCCCUCUGCUUCCUUACUUUUGUGUAUACUUCCAACUUUAGAAUUAGCAACUUGUCAAGUUUCUGUUUUUCAUGCAUUAUUAUUAUUAUUAUUUGCACUGCCACUGUAAAGAUGAAAAAUGGCGGCUGCUUUCCGCUGAAUAAAAUCAUGUUAUUACAUGUU